This is a messenger RNA of Chondrus crispus (carragheen), 1860 nucleotides long. RefSeq lists its product as hypothetical. Gene Ontology annotation, molecular function: GTPase activity; magnesium ion binding; GTP binding. The record is from RefSeq and is a predicted model, not a curated record. Bases 1 to 1860 code for a protein of 619 amino acids. Lineage: Eukaryota; Rhodophyta; Florideophyceae; Gigartinales; Gigartinaceae. The transcript is spliced from 3 exons. Gene Ontology annotation, cellular component: mitochondrion.
AUGAUCUCGGCGUGCACCGAUAGGACAGCCGCAUGUGAGAAGGAACCGCAGCAACUUGUUUGUAGUGUUGACGACAAGAGCAGCAAGUGCAUUGAGCAAACAGUUCUACGUUACCGGAGCUCACGACAAGUUUCAUUGCUGCAAACGUUUUAUCUGCUGUGUUUGCUGGUCAACAGCCUCUACUACCGGCAGAUGAGCAACGCAGCCUUCACGGCCCCCCUCCAAUUCUCGUCAUGCUCCAAAUUUUGCAAACCGGUUUCCACAAGCAUCCUUGCUACGCGUCCUGGUAUAUCCACACGGCGUCCACGUAAGGGUGGACGCGUUAUUACGUCAGCAGCGAAGACACAAGACGUGGACAAGUCCAAGGCGCAUUUGCGACCAACGACAAACAAUCCGGACUGGAUGUUCUACGAUGUUGCCCGCGUUCUUGUCAAAGGCGGUACAGGCGGCGACGGCUGCCUCGCCUUUCGCCGAGAGAAAGGAAUUCCGAAGGGCGGGCCAGCUGGCGGCUCAGGUGGUUCGGGUGGUUCAGUCAAUUUUGUCGCAACUGGCGGUGCCAACACGCUUGCCAAAUUCCGCGGAGGGGCCGCCUUUCGCGCUGUAGAUGGAUUGAACGGUACCGGGAAAGGUCGCACAGGCCAUUGCGCGAAGGACAUGACCGUCGCCGUUCCAUUGGGGACUGUUAUUCGCAAUUCGGAUGGACGCAUUCUGGCUGAUUUGUCCGAAGAAGGACAGACGUUUCGGGCUGCCACAGGAGGACGCGGCGGAAGGGGAAACGAGGCCUUCAAGACUGAGAGAAACCGCGCACCGAGGGUUUGCGAGCAGGGCGAACCAGGGGUUGAACGAUGGCUCCAAAUGGAGCUGAAACUUGUCGCAGACGUCGCGUUAGUUGGGUUUCCGAAUGCUGGGAAAAGCACUGUCCUGGACGCGGUGUCGAAUGCAAGACCGAAAAUUGCCGACUAUCCCUUCACCACAAUUGUACCCAACCUGGGAGUUGUUGACGGUGUUGAUGGUAUUGAGGGCAUGGUUAUAGCUGAUGUACCAGGUAUUAUUGAAGGAGCCCAUCGGGGAGUAGGGAUGGGUGUUUCGUUCCUUCGCCAUGUCGAACGAUGCAAGGUGGUGGUCCACAUUGUUGACGGAAGCAGUGACGAUAUCAUCCAACGCUAUAAGGCAAUUCGACUGGAAAUGGAACUCUUCGACGAGCGACUUGCCCGUAAAAAGGAAGUCGUUCUCGUCAAUAAAGUAGACCUGCCAGGUGUGAGAGAAAAAUGGGAUUCGUAUAUCAGAGACGAGCUGGUGGAAACUAUAGGCAGCCACAAACGAAUUGCCUUGGUUAGUGCCAAGUCUCGAGAAGGCCUGCUGGAGACAAUGCGGCGGUUGAGUGUGCUUGUGGACAACGUUGAACAAGAAGAUCAUGUCAUUGUCCUAGGAGAGGAAGAGGGUUUCGGAAAGGUUCCAGUCCAAGUCGAAAAGGAGAAGGAGGGACGGUUUGUCGUGAGUGGCUAUAAAGUUGAGAAGGCUUACACGAUGACGAAUUGGGACUACGUUGAAGGGAUUGAUCGAUUCCAGAGGAUCCUGGCGGCACUAGGUGUGAACCAAAUGCUCAUUGACAAGGGCGCCAAAGACGGAGACAACAUCGUUUGCUUUGACAAAGAGUUUGAUUACUACAAGGAGGAAAACAUAUACAGCUGUACUGUACAGUGUACAGAAAAAGUACGAAAGCGUGUGUGGGGACAACGAUCGACUUUAUUGAUAUGCAUCAGAUCUACAAUAGGUACAAACCGAUUGUCUUCAGGUUGCAUUAGACCACCAAAGUUAAUCACCCCGGUAAUCUACGGCAAAGACGACGCGAGUUUCUAA